AUGAAGAAUAAUGAUUUGAGUACUGAUGGGGAAGAGAAAAUGAAUCUCGAUCUUCUCCAUAACGAUUGCAAGAUUGAAAUCUCAGAAGGGUUUGAGGGGAAAAGGCAGAAGAAAGUUUAUUCAAGGAAGGAAUUAGAAGGAUUAAGGCACGUAGGUAUAGAUUGCCAGAGGAAGAGAUGGUCUGAAAUAUAUUGUGGACUUGGACCUGUUGUGCAGCAAGAAUAUGAUGAUGGAUUGGUUGAUGAUGAUCUCAUAAUCAGUAUAAAACCCAGAAGCGGAAAAAGUCCUCCCCUGUGGAUUUCAAUGGCGGAUUUUGAAUUGAACAGAUCAAACCAGAAUUUUAAUUCUGGUCCUCUAGAAGAUGGGUUAGAAUAUCUGAGAAGUGUGAGGUAUGGAGCUACACAGGUUCCCCAGGUGAAAGUUGCCAAGGUUGAUAAGAGUAGAUUUAACAAGGUACAAACCAAUUAUAUGCCUCAAAUACCAGAUUUUGCCAAGUGUUCGGAGAAAUUAAUGCCGCUCAAAAAAUGGGAUGAUGUAUUUCUUAGUAUGUCUGAAGACUUGAGGAUGGAGUUAUCAAAUUAUGGAGCUUCUGGAGGGCAGUUGCAGACUUCCUCCUCCAAACUUUCUGAAAUCACCCUGCUUAAGAAUUUUGAUUCUACAUCAUGUGAAGGAGACUCCUGCCAAUCUACACUGUCCGGUAUAUCUCAAACCAAUGGCAUCACGGACUGUUUUUCUGUUGCCGUCAAUAACUAUCCUUCAGGUUCUGUAGAGAGUUUUGGUCCAAAACCAUCUGAAAGACUAGCUUCUGUUGAACAGCCUACCCUGUCGGCAAUUAUACAGAUGGAUUCUGUGGCGCGAGUUUCAGCACUGAGGAAGCGCAUAAAAAUGGCAGAAAGUACGAGUAUUUUAUCCUGGAAUGAUUGCUUAUGGCUGUUUGCUCUGUCUGCUGCAGUUGAUUCUCCUCUUGAUGCUGACACUUGUGCAUCCUUUCGAUCAUUACUACGAAAAUGUGCCUCGUUGAGAGCUGAAAAGUCGGUUGUGGAUGAAGAGGUUGCCAUGCUUAAUAUCCUUGCAACCAUAGCUGGGAGAUACUUUGGACAACUAGGAAAUUUGAAUCCUUGA
Molecule: messenger RNA, 1122 nt
Organism: Oldenlandia corymbosa var. corymbosa
Lineage: Eukaryota; Viridiplantae; Streptophyta; Magnoliopsida; Gentianales; Rubiaceae
Source: the annotation of a GenBank genome assembly